This is a messenger RNA of Oncorhynchus nerka (sockeye salmon), 714 nucleotides long. Its product is annotated as gamma-interferon-inducible lysosomal thiol reductase-like. The transcript has 8 exons. NCBI's taxonomy places the organism in Eukaryota, Metazoa, Chordata, Actinopteri, Salmoniformes, Salmonidae. Bases 1 to 714 code for a protein of 237 amino acids. The record is from RefSeq and is a predicted model, not a curated record. Gene Ontology annotation, cellular component: lysosome. Gene Ontology annotation, molecular function: oxidoreductase activity, acting on a sulfur group of donors, disulfide as acceptor.
AUGGAGCUGGGGGCCAGACUGGUUCAGAAGCAGUGUCUAGAGCUCAAUGCCACCAGGCCCAACUUGGCGGUACCCCGAGUGGAGGUGACCCUGUACUAUGAGAGCCUGUGUCCAGGCUGCAGGGCCUUCCUCACCCAGCAGCUCUUUCCCACCUGGGCCAUGCUCCAAGACAUCAUGGACGUCAAAUUGGUGCCCUACGGCAAUGCACAGGUAGGCCUCUUCUCGAAGUGGAGAGCACUGGGGAAUUCUCCCUUCACCUGUCAACAUGGAGAACCAGAGUGUCAUGGUAACAUGAUUGAGGCAUGUUUUCUACAUUCAGUGGGUCGGUACUCAGCAUUCCAAGUCAUUUACUGCAUGGAAUCUGCAGCUAACUUUCUUGAUGCUGCCCAACCUUGCUUACAGCUGCACGUCCCCUCCAUGAUGUGGGACAGUGUAACGUCCUGUGUGAAGGGAGAGCUCGGCUUCAAACUGAUGCAUGAGAACGCCCUGAAGACCAAAGCUCUCAGUCCGGCCAAUGAGUAUCUACUGUUUAUCAACAAUGGGGAAUACACGGAUGACUUUCAGGACAAAGCAAUGUCAUCGCUUUUCAACUUGGUCUGCAAAAUGUACAAGAAAAUGUGGCAGUAUGUCCAACCGGCCUCUCAACCGCAGACCAUGUGUAACCAUGCCAGCACAGGACCUCAAUCUGCCUUCUUCACCUGCGGAAUUGUCUGA